Messenger RNA from Syzygium oleosum, 3475 nucleotides. RefSeq names its product protein ENHANCED DOWNY MILDEW 2-like. The record is from RefSeq and is a predicted model, not a curated record. The coding region runs from base 1 to 2244 and encodes 747 amino acids. Lineage: Eukaryota; Viridiplantae; Streptophyta; Magnoliopsida; Myrtales; Myrtaceae. The transcript is spliced from 16 exons.
AUGGCGUCCUCUUCCGACCAUGAUGCCGAGACUUCGUCGGAAACGGUCUCCACUUACUAUUUCGAGGACCACGACAACAAGCCGAUCUCGUUCUCCGUCCUACCGGUAAGCUGGAGCGACCGGGAGGAUUGCGAGGAUGCAGCAGCAGAGACCAUCUUCUUGCAUGGGACUGCCGAUAACGGCCUCAGGAAGAUUUACAGAGAGGUCAAGUCUUGGAGGUUUGAUCUCAGCUGCUCGAGGCCCGAAGUGUCGGUGCUCUCAAAGGACAACAUCUGUUUCAAGCUCGAUAAGCCGAGAAGGCGCUUUCAGGAUACGAUCAGGACCGUGUUGAUCACGUUGCACUGCCUGCACUACGCCAAGAAUCACCCGGACGCGUCCGGAGAAGCGCUGUGGGAGCACUUGGCUAGAACCUUGGGGUUCUAUGAGGUCCAGCCUUCUGCAAAGGAUUUGCAGGACCAUGUGGCGUUAAUUGAAGAGGCUAUAGGGAGGGAUGAUGCAUUGGCAAAAUCCAAGAUUUUUAAGUGCGAAAAUUGUAUAAACAAAAAAGUGAAUAUAUCAUCUGGACAAGAUAUAGCCAAGAAAGCCAAAGCGACAGAUGCAUCCAAGAAAUUUCACGAGGAUACUGCCAAGUCCAGGUUCUUGGAGCCCAGCACGUCUUUGACCAUGAGGGAGCACACUUCUCCAGGUGAAAGGUUAUAUUCAUUCAUGACAAAGGCAUCUACGCAAAUAAAACCAGGAAAACAAGUUGUACCAGAUAGUGAAGAGAGAAGAGCAGUGCAGCCUGCUUCCAAGAAGUCAGAUGACUCACUUCCUGCACUACAUGCUGACACAGAGAGGAGGCUUUUGAAUCUAAUGAAAGAAGCUGUAUCUUCAGUAAGUAUGGAAGAUGUUAUUAGAGAGCAGAAAGUGCCACUUACUCAUGCACAAUAUCUGAAGUCAACUGUCGAUAAGGCAAUUACUAUUGAGGAAGUGGAUGGUUCAGUUCAGGCUCUUCGAGCUGCUUUGCAAAGGCUAGAGGAAGGAGACAGCAUUGAAGAUGCAAAAGCUGUCUGUGACCCAAAUGUUCUAACGCAGAUAUUUACGUGGAAGGACAAGCUUAGAGAAUAUCUUGCACCAUUCGUAUAUGGUAUGCGCUACACGUCCUUUGGUCGACAUUUUACGAAAGUGGAUAAACUUCAAGAGAUUGUUGACAAGCUCCAUUGGUAUGUUCGGGAUGGUGACAUGAUUGUUGACUUCUGUUGUGGGGCUAAUGAUUUUAGCUGCUUAAUGGCAAAGAAGCUUGAAGAGACCGGAAAGAAGUGCUCUUACAAAAAUUAUGAUAUUUUUCCACCAAAGAAUUACUUUGAGUUUGAACUGAGGGACUGGAUGACUGUCCAACUAAAAGAGCUACCUCUUGGGUCGAAUUUGAUCAUGGGGCUAAAUCCUCCUUUCGGAGUUAGAGCAGCUUUGGCGAACAAGUUUAUUGAUAAAGCUCUUGAAUUCAAACCAAAGCUCCUUAUUCUGAUUGUGCCAUCCGAAACUGAAAGAUUAGAUGAGAAAAUGUUUCGGUAUGAUCUGGUGUGGGAAGACGAUCGAUUCUUGUCUGGAAAGUCAUUUUACUUGCCAGGGUCCAUUGACGUGGAGGAUAAACAAAUUGAACAGUGGAAAAAUAAGCCACCGUUGCUAUAUCUAUGGAGCCGUCGAGAUUGGACUGCAAAACACAGGACCAUAGCCCAAAAGCAGGGUGACUUGCCAACGAAGAGAAAGAGGCCACUGUCAAGCGAUGAUUGCAAUGGAUCACUGGAUCUUCGUUAUCCGAAAGAUGACCGGAGCCUUUGCGUCGGUACUUCGUCUCUCACAAGUGAUACCUCCAUGCCAAAGGGCAAGCCUGAAGAAACCAAAGACAGAGUCGAUACAGCUGAAGGUCAAAAAGGGUGUUUUUCUCGCAAUGACAGUGGAAGAGAAAGCAGGGAGAGCCAGGCUACUGGGACUUCUACGGGGAAGGCCAAUGAUUUAGGAACGAGUGGAACAGAAAUUUAUGAGAAGUCACCUGCAAAGGAAACACCUCAUCAUCCCUCGCUUAAGUUGACAGACGGGAAGUUGUCAUUCGAUGAUUGGUCCUCUAAGCAAAAGGCCGAUGCUAGCGGAACACGCAGAAGAGAGAUUGGCGAGAAGGACCAGCCAGGGCCCUCGACAUCUACCUAUGGACUCCCGGGUUCCAUCGCUGAAUCAUCCCAGCAAGCGAACAUGUCAGCGAUGGAAUGAUAUGCUCCCCAUUUGGAUGAACUGAAUCCGACGAGAACGAAAAAUGCGAGGCCCGAGGGAACCGUGAUUCGUGGAAACGGGUAUCAUGAUCCUAACGGGGGACUGCAAUUUGGAUACCAAGGCGAUUCUUCUGGCUUUGCUACCGGUCCUCGUUGGCCAUACUCUCAACAGAAUGCUUUCGGCUGGCUUGAUGAAUAGAAAUGUACCAGGAAAGAAAGAAACAAAAGCAAAAAACAAAGCGAAAAUCACAAGACUAUGCGAAGUUAGAACAAGAUGUCCAAAGCUGAAUAAAAGAGCACAGCACAGAAGCAGCCAAAGAUUCUAAACCCUCAAACAAUCUUUUAUUGCGUUCCUUGCAAUUGCACCACAUGAGACAAAGCGGUGCAACAUUCCAGGACUUCUUAGAAAUAGAGCCUCCUCCAUAAGCAGUCCAACAGCUAAAGAGCUGGAUGGCAUGAAAACUUGGCAUAACCCAUGUCACCUUAGACGAGGGUUGUGGUUGGAAGAUUGUUGCAAGCUUUGAGGGAAAUUUUCCUAACCGCAUCAAGCAGGUUCCCUUGGAUAGGCAUUUUGAUAUUGAUAACGUCAAAAGGGUAUAUUGGUUUUGCUAUUUCCUCUCAUGAUCUCCAUACUUCUCUGAUUAUUCUGCUGGAAUAUUUAUCUCUGGGCCUUGUGAUCAUACCAGAUUAUGCUUGAGGCAGAUAGUUAUCAACCUUAUUUUUAUCUGUCCAGAGAAAGGACUCAGAUCUCUGAUAAAAAGUGUCUUGAAGAUGGCAAAAGAGCCAUCACGGCUCUGUGUCGAUGUGGUGCACCAUGUCCUGCUGGACAUUGUUUGUGCUGCUGCAACUGCUACACCAGGUCUUGGGAGAUAUCCUCCUUUUAAAAGAGAGGUUGUGGCCAUUGCAACUGCCGCGCUUGAUACAUUUAAGAAUGAGGUCAAGAAGAUGGUGGUUGCACUUGUUGACAUGGAACGUGCAUUUGUCCCUCGCCAACACUUUUCAUUAGAUUGGUGCAGAGGAGGUAUGCUUACUGAGAGUGUGAUAAUAGAUACUAUUAUCUUUUAUUGCAGCAAAAAUUUGCUAGAUGAGUUGAAUUUGACGAUCUUGGAUAUUCAACCCUGUUUUCCUGAGGAAAAUUGAUCCAUUUCACUUGCUUGUCUAGAUAGACUUACUUUUUGCUUAUUCUAAAUCUUGUGGCGGAUGUAUAUUGUCGUUUUCUUAAACCUAAACAC